Molecule: messenger RNA, 723 nt
Organism: Colletotrichum paranaense
Lineage: Eukaryota; Fungi; Ascomycota; Sordariomycetes; Glomerellales; Glomerellaceae
Exons: 3
Coding region: 1-723 (240 amino acids)
Cellular component (GO): cytoplasm
Source: RefSeq, a predicted model, not a curated record
AUGCUGCUCCACUUGAAGCCACGCGAGGAUGAGCUUAAUCGACCUUGCACUUGCAAGACUUUGAUUCCCACUGAAGAUACGACACUCGACGAUGCACCUGAGGGAAACCUCAGUCCAUCAACCGAAGUCCACUUCGACAGCACAGCCAGUCAGCUGGGGGAGGGAUCAUACUCCAAUUGCUCCAGUGUACCUGCCACCGCCAGGCGAGCCUUGUCUCAUGACCAACAACCUUCGAACUCCAGCCUUUUGACUUUUGAGAGAACGCUGCAACAACCACGAGACGACGACGGCAACGAUAACAAGAAACACUCGAACAGAGCAACGUCAUCGAGCGUAGAAAAAGCGACAAAGGAAAUCGAAUCAGACAGACCUUUUCAACAACUUGCACCAAAAUGGUUGGUCCAGCCUUUUCCCCUGCCGGGCUGCUGGCGAGUGCUUCUGGCUCGCCUCGCUGCCUACAUUAGCUUGGAGAUUUGCUCGCGCAGUCUUAACACCUCCCUAGCUCCUCAACUUGCUGACUCUGGGCCUCUGGUCAAAGAUUGGACGUUUGACUCAUUACGCAUUCGAUGCGGUGCUCUACCCAGUUUCAAGACGGACAGAGCUGCCGGCGAAAACAAGGACAUGACGAAGUGGAUCGAGAAGUAUCUCGGUGUCGGCGAGUGGGUGAUGGAUCAGUCGGUCGCAAUUGCCGGCUCCAGCGGUUGGUUCGAACGCAGGCGAUAA